Messenger RNA from Coccidioides posadasii C735 delta SOWgp, 1284 nucleotides. RefSeq lists its product as uncharacterized. Gene Ontology annotation, biological process: polyketide biosynthetic process. The record is from RefSeq and is a predicted model, not a curated record. Gene Ontology annotation, molecular function: acyltransferase activity, transferring groups other than amino-acyl groups. NCBI's taxonomy places the organism in Eukaryota, Fungi, Ascomycota, Eurotiomycetes, Onygenales, Onygenaceae.
AUGCCGUUUGGGAUGCCAAAUGGCACCAAUGGCGUCCGCCACGACCCAGAAGUCGAGAUCCUAAGCAUGGCAGUGAACUAUCCCAAAGAAAGAGUAUAUCCAGCGCAGUUCGAGGAGUUCAGAAAGCGCCACUAUGCUGACACAGAAGUGAUGUUGAAAACGAUGGCGCUUAAUAGACGGACGGGCAUCAAAUCACGUCCGUCAGUCUUGGAUCUCGACGGCCCACUUGUCAACGGGCCAAAAACUCCUUCCAUUAAUGACUUGGAUGCUGUAUUCAGGGAUGUCGGCAUCAGGCUAUCAGUACAGGCCUGCCAGAAAGCGAUCGAGCAAUGGGGAGGAGAUAUGAAAGACAUUACUCAUAUGUUUUCGAUGACCUGCACCCACACGGGGAAUCCGGGGUUCGAUGCGAUUGUUGCCCGAGAAUUAGGACUCAAACUAGAUACAGAACGGGUUCUUAUUCAUGGCACAGGAUGUUCCGGGGGACUUUCUGUCAUUAGAACUGCCUUCAAUAUCCUACAAGCCGAGACUUUCCGACAACGGCCGGCUCGGGCACUAGUACUAGCGACAGAUAUACCCACUACCCUAGCGAGGAGCAGCUUGGACGAUGUCACUCCGGAGGCUGGUGUUAAUAUCGGACCAAUUUUGUUCAGCGACUGCUCCACAGCAUAUAUCAUGAGCAACGGGAUCAAACGACGGGAUUUCGAGAAACCCAUUUAUCAAGUGAUGAAUUGCAAGCAUGCCUUACUCCCAGGAACAGAGGAUGAGAUCACAUUCAAUAUCGACGUAACUGGCUACAAAUCCGUUGUAUCCAAGAAGGUUCCCUUUGUUUGUGGCGCGGCAAUCGGUCCGUUAUUUCAAGAGUUUCUCAAGCGUACACCAGAAGCUCCCAAUCAUGUCGAGCCAGAUCCUCGUCAAUUCGAUUGGGCACUGCACCCGGGCGGCAUCUCUAUAGUCGAUGCUGUCCGGCAGAGUUUGCAACUAGAUCACGAGCACCUUCGUGCUAGUUAUGAUAUCUACACCAACAAUGGAAAUAGUUCUAGCACAACGGUGCUAAACGUGAUAGAUCGCCUGCCACAGAUGGGAGACGGCCGGAAGGACGUCAUUGCUUGCGCAAUGGGUCCAGGAAUCAACGUCGAGAUGAGUUACCUACGCCGGGUCGAAACGAAGUAACGCGAAUUGGAUCGAUUGGGGUCGUUGUAAAACACUGGGACAUGAUGGCGCAAAAGUGUUCCCCUUUUGUCAUAAUAGCAGCUAUUUCGUCGUGGUCUUGCUCGUCAUUGCGGA